This is a messenger RNA of Aaosphaeria arxii CBS 175.79, 1143 nucleotides long. RefSeq lists its product as uncharacterized. NCBI's taxonomy places the organism in Eukaryota, Fungi, Ascomycota, Dothideomycetes, Pleosporales. The transcript is spliced from 3 exons. The record is from RefSeq and is a predicted model, not a curated record. The coding region runs from base 1 to 1143 and encodes 380 amino acids.
AUGUCGACGCCCACGGGCUCGAGUGUUCCGGAGACAAAGGAUGUGGACAGGCGCAGGAGCUUGGGGAAGUACGUGAAGAGGAUGAGCAGCGUUUUCAAGAAGGAGAAGUCGCCCAAGAGCGUCACCAGCGAGGGUGCACCUGCCUCUUCCUCCAAGGCGGCGCAAGCGCAGGAUGUUGACAUCAAGGAGGAGGAAACAACCACGACCCAACCUGCCCCCGCCGCUGCCAUCGCAACCACCACGCCUACGCCCGCGCCCGCAACCGUUGCUGCGACUCCGUCAACCAAAGUCCCUCCUCCAGGCGCAACUACUCAGCAAUUGAACCGAAGCGCUCUCCAGCAGGAGCGUGCCCGCGCCCUCUUCGCCAAAUACGGCCUGACCCUCGAAUCGCACGAAUGGAUCUCCGCCCCCGCUCAACCUACCCAGGUCCAACGUGUCGAGAAGCCCAUCCGCAUGCGAGUCCACCGUACCUGCCACCACUGCGAGACAACCUUUGGGCCCGAUAAGAUCUGCUCCAAGUGCGAGCACAAACGCUGCAAGAGGUGCCCUCGCUAUCCUAAGCAGAAGUCCCCACUCGAGAAGGGUAAAGAGAAGGAGGCUGCCGAGAAGCCAAAGAAGAAAAAGAAGCUGUUGACGGUUACCACAAAGUCAGGCGAGGAGAGGGUCUACCAGCCUAUCAAGCAGCGUGUGCGUCGGUCCUGCCACAGGUGCCAAGGGCUGUUUAUUCCGCCCACGGCUACCGUCUGCGAAGGCUGUCGCCACAUACGCUGCACGAAGUGUCCAAGGGAGCCUGCGAAGCUCGACAAAUGGCCCAACGGGUACCCCGGUGACGUGGAGCCGGAGAGCGAGACGGAAGUGGAACGCGAGCAUGAACUCGAAUUAGCAAUGGCACGACGCAUAUGGAGGAAGCCUAGAACAAGAGUCCGGUGGGAAUGUGACAAUUGUCAGAGUCAAUUCAUAGAGGGGUCACCGCAGUGUCCAGGGUGUGGGCAUGAGCGGUGCGAGAAGUGUGUCAGGAAACCGCUCAAGCGUGUCAAAAAGGAGAUAUCCUUCGAUCCGGAAGUCAUACGCCAGGUCGAAGCGAAGCUCAAAGCCCUUGCAGUCGAAGAUGACACGGCAACGUCGAGCGCCGAGGCUACGUAG